Molecule: messenger RNA, 2067 nt
Organism: Panonychus citri (citrus red mite)
Lineage: Eukaryota; Metazoa; Arthropoda; Arachnida; Trombidiformes; Tetranychidae
Gene: Ppat-Dpck
Product: bifunctional coenzyme A synthase-like
Biological process (GO): coenzyme A biosynthetic process
Molecular function (GO): dephospho-CoA kinase activity; ATP binding
Source: RefSeq, a predicted model, not a curated record
GAUACACUUUCCACUUUUUAUUUGCAAAUCAUGACAAUUUACCAUCAUCAACAUCAUUUAAUCAAUUACAAUUUACCAUCAAGAAUAAUGAUCUAGUUAUCAAUUAUAUUAUCAUUAUCAAAACUGUUAAAACUUUUCAUUCAUUAUCAAACUAUUAUUUCCCUCCCUCAUGCUUACAUCAUAUUAUUUUCAAUCAAGUUGUCUAUAUUUUUAGAAGUCCAUUGUAACUAUUCAUCAAACAAUCAGUUAAUUGUAUAACCUGAUCAUCUUAGUAUCAAUUGCGAUUAAAUUGUAUCAAAGUGUCGCCAUCUUGAAGAGAUUCUCGUAAACAAUUUGUCUUUAAUCAUCUGUUGAUGAACAUUUGAUUUACUCUGUUGAUCUGUUUUUCCCUUUAAAUUGUUAUAUUUUUUGUAAACUUAUUGUUUUUCCUUAACCUUUACAUCAAUUAUUAUGUAUAAAUGUGGACUAUUUUUGAUACAAUCGCCAUUCACCAAGAUCCCAUCGACAAUUGGUCACUUCUUGAAUGAAGCUAAAUCAUUGGUUUAAGUGCUUUAUGUUAAAAUUGUGAAAACUUUAAAUUGUCAAGAUGGUAAACACUCAGAUGAACAAUCAGAUUACCCUGAUGAUAAUCACUUUUAUUUACCGACCAUUUAUCGAGCUGCAAGUUUGAGAGUCCCCCAUUUGGAUGUAAGAGUGAUAAUUAAAUCAACACUAACUGAUUUCCACAAUCAACCUCGAGUACUUCUUUACAAUGGAUUGGAACAAAUUAAUCCAAAAAAUUUACCAAGUCUUCUCGGGAACAAUAUUGAUCUUGGACAAUUUAAGGAAAUUAAGAUGGUCCCGAAUCCUGAAGUAACACCCGAUUCUCCAUCUCCAAUUGAAAAGAUCACUUUUCAUGAUCAUAUUUGCCUCGGGGGAACAUUUGACCAUCUUCAUAAUGGUCAUAAGGUUUUAUUGAGCGAAGCUUUGAUUAGAACCAGAAAAUCAAUGACAAUUGGAAUAACUAAUGUUAACAUGGUACAGAAAAAAGUUCUAUGGGAAUUGAUUCAACCCUUGGAAAAGCGGAUGGACGAUGUUCGUUCAUUUCUAACUGAUGUUUGCGAUUCCAUUGAGUACAAAACUGUUGGUAUUACUGAUCCCUUUGGACCUGCGAUUGUUGAUCCUGAAUUAAGUUGCAUUGUGGUCAGUCAAGAGACGCUUAAAGGGGGCGAAAAAAUCAACACAAUUAGAAAGGAAAAAAAUAUGAACGAAUUGGAGAUCGUUUGUUUUGAUAUGGUUAAAGAUGAGGCUCAUGAAAGUCAACAUGAAGAAGAUAAAAUUAGUUCAUCAAGUUUACGAAUGCGAAAAUUGGGAACUCUCAUUAGAGAACCGCCAAUUCGCAAUAACCUUCCUCGUCGACCUUAUCGUAUUGGCCUUAUUGGGGGAAUUUGUUCUGGAAAAUCAACAAUCUGUAAACAUCUUUCUGACCUUGAUAUUUUUACAAUCAACGCCGAUGUGUUGGCUCAUCAAACUUAUUCCAAUCCAAAUGCUAUCGCUUAUUCAAAGUUGAUCGAGGCUUUUGGGACUGAGAUAGUGAAUUCUACUGACCAGUCAAUUGAUCGACGAAAAUUGGGUGCAAUCGUUUUCUCUGAUAAAACUAAACUUAACCUGUUAAAUUCAAUCAUUUGGCCUGCAACAAGGGAGUUGAUUGAACAAAGAACCAGUGAAGUCUCUGAACAACAUGAUAUCGUCGUUGUAGAAGCGGCUCUCUUAUUGGAAGCAGGUUGGGAAGAUCAAUUCCACCAAAUUUGGACUUCAAUCAUUCCCGUUGACGAAGCAGUUCGUCGGUUAAAAGUUCGAAAUAAUCUAACGGAAGAGGAAGCUCGUCAAAGAAUUUCCAAUCAAAUGAGUAAUCAAGAAAGAGUUGAACGUGCCAAUGUAGUUUUCUCGUCUCAAUGGGAACGAGAAUUCACCAAUAAACAAGUGGAAAAAGCGGUUGAAAUGCUACGGAAAAAUUAUCUAUGUUAAUAAGAGUAAAAAAAUCUUAAUCAAGUUAUAAAAAUUUCACAUUUACAGUUAAUCUUGAAA